Messenger RNA from Ceraceosorus bombacis, 1898 nucleotides. NCBI's taxonomy places the organism in Eukaryota, Fungi, Basidiomycota, Exobasidiomycetes, Ceraceosorales, Ceraceosoraceae. The record is from the annotation of a GenBank genome assembly.
AUGACCAGCACGGCUUGGGCUCAGGCGAUCUCCGAUCCCUCUGGAGGAGUGCGGGUACGUACAAGACGUCAUGGCGACUUGGCGCAAUCGAGCAGGGAUGGCGCUCUUCCAGACUCUAUCGCUUCGUCCAUGAGCGGUCAGGGCAGGAAGAGCAGCGAGCUGGGCGCCUACCCGCUGUAUAAAGCGCCUGCAAAGAAAACCAAGGACGAAGAAGAGCCCUACAUGGUCUGGGUCAGGCGCACAGCCUACAUCGCCUUCUUGGGGAAUGCGCCACCGCUGCUUGCUUUCCUCGGCGUAGCCAUCAUGACUUUGGCGGCGGAUGCGGUCAUGACGCUGAUCAUCAUCAAACGAGUGCCGUGUGAGUGAUGAAGCUGCGACAGGCACUUGGAUCACGCCGGUCGGUGCUUACACUACCUUUUCAGACACGGAAAUCGACUUCACCACGUAUCUCGAGCAAGCGCAAGGAAUGCUGAAAGGGGAGCGCGAUUACAGCCGAUUACGAGGAGCGAGCGGGCCAUGCGUGUGAGUUCGCGAAUGAGUGCCCAUGCAGUGUGUAUGCGCGCCCUUCCGAGAGCGAAACCGAGCUGGGAUGGUCGGACGGCAUGCGUAUGAAAUCUGACAAUCCAUCCUGCCUACAGGUACCCAGCCUUGCACCUGUACCUCCACGCUCCUCUGGUGCAACUUACUCAUGCGGGCGCCAAGCUGAUGCCAGCUCAAGCUCUGUAUGGGGCGCUCUAUCUCCUCAAUCAAGCAUUGGUCAUGUCCCUCUACAGGUCGGCCGGCUCGCCAAGCAUCCUGCUGCCAGCAUUGAUAAUAUCGAAACGGCUUCAUUCGAUCUAUGUCCUCAGGAUGUUCAAUGACUGCUGGACCAGUUUACUGCUGCACGCUUCGAUGGUCUUCUUGGUAAGGAGGCGCUGGACAGCUGCGACGACGCUUUGGUCGUGAGUUGAUCGCGCGAGCACAGGAUCGAGUUGGCCUUUCUUCUUGCGCACAUCUGACGCUCCCACUGUUCCUUCCUGCUGCCUAGGCUGGCUUUGGGUGUCAAAAUGAGCGUACUUCUGACCCUGCCUGCCCUCGGAGUCAUUCUAUUCCGAGGAGUGGGCAUGCUACAAUCACUGAGACUCGGAUUUCUGGCGCUUCUGGUGCAGGUCCUGUUGGGUCUUCCAUUCAUCCUCAAGCAUCCACACGCGUACUUUGCCGGAGCUUUCGACUUUUCAAGGGCUUUCUUGUACAAGUGGACGGUCCACCUCCGCUUUCUGGCCAUCGAGCAAUUUCAAUCCGCCUGGACUUCGAGGGUGCUCUUGUUUGCGCAUGCAGGGUUAUUGCUGCUCUGGAUCACAACGCGGUGGACAAGGGUCGGAGAAGAGGGUGUCUCGUGGGUCUUGAAGCGGUGGCACGGCCCGCCGGGCGGUGGGGAUCCAAGCGCUCGCUGUAAGUAUUGGUGCCAAUAUCUCCCGCAACGGUCACCUCUGCAACUGAUCCAACUCUCUUUGCCAUCUCAAGUCAUGAUAUUUUCAAUCUUCACAGCAAAUCUGAUUGGCAUGACCUUUGCGCGAUCGCUGCACUACCAGUUCUACUCCUGGUACGCACAGCACAUUCCUUUGAUGUGUUGGGCCGCGGCAGUGAAAAUCGACUUUGGAAAGAAAGGUCUACCUCUAGGCAUCAGGUGCGUCUAUGCGCGACGCCCUGCCCUUCCACUGGGGUCGACCAUCGCCCGGGCUGAUUGCAGUCUCUGCACUUGAUUACGCUGGCACAGGCUCGCACUUCCCGUCCUCAUCGAAAGGUCGUGGAACAUCUUUCCCUCCACGCCAAGUAGCUCGGCUGUGCUUUGGCUAGCACACUUGACACUGCUGUGGGGGUUGUGGAGAGCGGAUCCGACGAAUGAAGCGCAACCAUGA